GACGGAGACCGGCUAUCGUGCGUAGUCGUCAAACGUUUGUCGCGUUGGACGUACACCACAUAAUUCUGAUAUUGUAAUAGUACCUGUUACCUGUCACCUGUUAUUAUUGACAUACAUUAUUAUCCGUCGGUGUUACUAUAUUAUUUUCGCGGGCACUCAUUGAUAAUCACGUGUCAGUUUUUUUUUUUUUUUUUUUUUUUUUUUCGGAAAAUACGAAGCAAAAUUUUUAAAUCGCCAUGACCACCAAAACGGUUUCAACGAACGUUCUCGACAGAUUGGUCCAGUUAACAGUGAGUCUGAUAAAAUUUCCUUCGUACGAGGACAUUCGAAUGUACUAUACCGCAUUCUCGGAAGCAAUACUAGCAGUCGCCUGCAGUUGUUUUCCAACGAUUGACAUGGACGUGGAUAUAAACGAAGACGACGAGUACGAACCUCCGACAACGGAACAAAAAACGGUAAAUAUAAUAAUGGUAAUGAGUAGACAGGAUGGAUAUGUAUCUAAUAAUAAUUCUUAUGAUCGGUGAUCAAGAUUUUUAUUGUUUGUUACGAAAUAGUAGGUAAUUGUUAAAUAAUAAUACUGUUUCGUAUAGGCCAUAUUGCGUGUAUACCGUGAAUAGCCGUUUAUUACAAAAAUCUCAACCGUAUCAGAUUCGACAGUUUUUUAUUUUAUUAGUUCAUUUUAUACCUAUUUCAAUACACGGAUCUUAUAGAUUAGCAAUGUUAAACAAUUCGUUUAAUGUAUAUCCGGAUUAGUUCAUAUCUGAUUUAUAUAGGUAUACGUAUACCAAUCGUUUACAUUUUUGAAAUAUUUGUGAAACACUGAAUAAGCAGUAAAUAUUAAAUGUUAACAAUAAUGUUAUAAUAUUUAUAUAGGUACCUACUCGAAAAUACAUUUGAAAAAACAUACUACGAAAUAGGUACGUGACAAAUUGUAGACAUUAUAGUAUACAAUUUAAAUAUUAUUUAAGAACUAAGAGACAAGUAUGAAUCGUUUAUUUAUGAAAGGGGUUUAUUCCAAAUAGUCAAACUUUCAGAAAAUUAAAAAUAGCUGUUUUACACGUACAAUUUUACUUGAAAAACAUUUUUUAUUAUUAUGUACUACACUUAUUUGAAUUUGAAAAUACCAAUUUUUCAAAUUUAUUUUUUAACCAGCAGUUAAAGUUUAAACUUAACGAUUUUGACACUUUUUUUCAUAAAUAAAAUUACUAAAUUAUAAACGAGAUUAUUUAUGGAAAAAUAAGAAUUUAUGAUAAGAACAACGAUUAAUAAUUUAAUAUAAUAAUAUUCGAGAGGAAGUAUAAACAGCUGUCAUUAUCAAAUGUUCGAUCACAAAAUUUUUAUUAAUUUAUGGAUGGGGUCAAUUGACAUUACGAUUCAUUACAGUACUUAGCACUAUUCAUAAAUAAACACGAUAUUUGGAACGCCAUAACAAAAUGAACAUCAUGUGACUUAUUUCAAAAUUAAACAAUUCGUUUAUAUAAUAUAGCCAUAAAAUAUAUUUUUAAAAGAGACAUUUUCCAAAAAACUGCAACUUAUCACCUUUCAUAAAAUAUAAACGAUUCACGUAGAACUUUUAUUGUUUUUAUCUCUACAAUUUGGAAAUUGGACAGACAUAAUAUUAUUUAAAAAAAUAGGUACUUAUAUUUUUUUUUAUGUUUUGAGAUGCUCACACACUGCCGCAGCAGCGGUAGCGGUUUAAUUGAACUCGUGUAUUCUUAUGAAAGAGUCCACACACUGCAGCGGUAAAAUAUUGUGUCGCGGUUUUUAUGAAAACCGCUGCAUGACCGAUUUUUACUGCUACUACUAGCGGUUUUCAGUUUUUUACGUUAUUUUCUGAAUAGAUAACUACUUCAAAAUGUGAACUGACUUCACCGCCACCGGGGCACCGGCUACAACAGUGUGAACACUGCGACGGUUAACUGCCACCGCCACCGCUACCGCGAAAGUGCGUGAUCACCUUUACACAAUAUUAGAAAUAACGGCACACCUAAUUUUCAAUUAUCUUGUUAUCCAUACAAGAAUGUUUACUUAGGGACUAGAUAAGUAUUUUUAUCGAUUAUUUAUUUUAAAAUUAGUAUGUGUAUAAAAAACAAUUUAUUGUGUGUAUGAGUAUAGGUAAAUUGCUAUUUUUCUUGCUAUCGUUUAUAUAGUAUACUCUAUGGAAAUUUACUAACUGUCUAAACAGAUGUUAUACAAUAUAUUAACAUCACAGAAUAGAAUAAUAUAGCUAUUAGGAAAACAAUCUAACACUGGGAACGCUGUUGGCUUUAUGAGCUACAGGUUGGUUCCCCACCAUACCGAUUUGGGGUUCUGUUAUCAGAACACAUUCAAUUCACCAGAUUUUUUUCAAAUAUCCAGUAUAUAUUCAUAAUUUGUCUUUAUUAAUUAGUAACUACAUUAAAAUGUCAUAUUUCAACUUUGUAAUAUAUGAUAAAAGUAUUUAAAAUUAUAAUUUUUUCUACAAUUACAUUAAAAAUGUAACUUACUGCUAUUACUAAGCAUAUUUAAUUAUGCGAAGUGCUCGUUUAGCCCUCGAAGUAUUGUUGAAGGUGAAGCAAUAAAAAGCAAAUUAUAUUGGUAAAAUUGAAACCGUAAAUUUCAAAAUGUAAUUUUUAUUUAACUUAGAAUUUAUUUACCAUUUUGUUGUUAAUUGGGGACUAGGAUAAUAUUGUAAAAAUUAAGACUUUGGUUGGGCAAUCCUCACAUGUAACAGACAUGCCUCAUGAAGUUUGGGGUGGCCUUAAAAAAAAUGUCUCACUACAGUAUAAUUUAAUUUACACGUUCAUGUAAAGCUGGUGUCUCAGAGUGCUGCAAACACAUUGUAAAUAUUCUAUUUUCAAACAGGUAAAAUGUGUAGACAUUAAUAUGUUUAUAUACUUUUAAGUUACCUAUAUACCUAAUUAAUAAGUAUAUUUUUUUUACUAACGAUUUUAAUUUGAAAACUCGGUGUUUUCUUGAAUCUUUGUUACUUAAAUGUACAAUAUAAGUAAAUGUAUUAUGUCCAAUUAUUUUGCUUCCCCAAUAAUUGAGAAGCAUAGCACCAAAACGGACUAACCCAAAAAUCCAUUGUUUAGCCCAUAAUAUUUUAAUGAUUUUUCCCUCUUUUUAUAAUUAUUGUAAUAAAAUAUUACCUCAUAAUAGUAAAAAACUAUCAUAUAAUAUAAAAUAUGAUAGUUAUAUAUAUAGAAUAUUUUUUUUAAGGAUUUUAUUUUUUUAAAUUUUAGUUCAUUUUUAACUAAUAUUGGUCAAGCCACUGUAGCAAUGGGUUUAAUAUUGAAAUAGAGUUAUUUCAUAGGGUUGAUCUAUCUAAUACUAUGUAAAUAAUACUAAUUUAUUUGUAACUCUGUUUGUGUAUUUGUGUUUACACAGUUAAAUUGGACCUUUCGGUUGUUAAAAUAUUUUUAUUUAAUUUGAAAAUGAUGUUCUUUUUUAAAAUUGGAAAUAAUUGUUUAAGGUCAUAGAGUUUAGCUACUCUGAUUCUGAAAUAAAUUGUUUAUGUGUCGGCGCUAUAAAAAAACUAAGUUCUGCCAUAAACCAGACAGUUUUUUUUAGCUAUAGAAAUAAGCUAUAGCUUAAGCAAUAUUGGUUUUCAAAUAUCAAUCUAAAACAUUAUAUCAGAUAACAUUUUUGGCACUAUGCUCUUCAAUUUAAUAUUUUUUUUUACUUGACCUUAUUUUCUCUUAAAAAAAAUAUUUUAAAGUUUGAAUAUCUAUUUUAAAUAAUACACUAAUUAUUUAUUAUAUUAUUAGUGUUAUUGUUAUAAAACAAAUAACUUUAAGUUUUUAAUUUAGUAAGUUUAUUAAUUUAAAGUAUUCUUAUUGACUAUUUAUAAUAAUAAUAAUCAUAGUAUAUUUUAAUAUGUUUUAUUUUCUAUAAGAGCAGAUAUGGAUAUCGGUAAUUACUAACGAUUUAAAUUAAUAAUAAGAUAUAACAUAUUGAUGACUUUACUUACCUGAAAUGACCAGAACAAAAAAAGAUUUAAUGACCUUAAAAUUAAUAAAAAUUACAAAAUAUGCUUUAAUGAACUAUAACUUUAAAAAUACAACUAGAAAAAAAAUCGUACGAUAAGCGUUUAUAUGGAUGAUUGUUUGUAAAAAUUUUGUAGUAGGACACAUAAACUCCUGUACGCUUUAAAUAGAAUUACAACCAAAAACCCUCCAAUCAAAAUCAAACAUAUACUUAAAAAUGCUAAAACUGGAUACGAGUGUGCUACAAUUAUAGAUAGGAAGUUGAAAAGAUAGGAUAUAUUAAGUUAUUUAAUUUAUAUCCGUAAACAACAAUAAAUCAUUGCUAGCGAAAAACAAUUCGGAGUGAAAUUUGGUUAAUUAUUUUUGUUACUCCCUGUUAUUUAACUCUAUAGUGUUUACUGAAAUAAUUUUAAUCAUUGUAUAUAUGUAUUACUUCUGUACUUUAUGCCCAUCGGGCGUUUAUAAAUAAACAUAUUAUAAUAAUAAAUAUAAUAACAAAGGAUAUUGGCAUGUAGUUGUUUUGCAAUGCAUGCAAUACCAACAAUAUUACCCCAGUAUAAUUUAUUAAUAUUUAAUAAACAUUGUGUUAAUAUUUGUUACAGAUAAAGCAAAAUUGAAAAAAAACGAAUCAAAUCAGUAACUCAGAAAAUAAUUUAAAGAUUUUAACGUUAUAAAAAAAACACGUUUCCUAGUUUAUUUAUUUUUUUUUCUGAUUUAAAUAAGUUUUUUAUUUAUUAUAAUAUCAGCUAUCUAAUAAAAUAUUUAUUAUUAUUUUGUUAUAAAUGUUUUGUUUUUUUCACUAUUCGUGUGUGUAGGAACACAAUAUCGCGUGUAGAGUGUAUAUAUGCAUUGAUUGUAGGUAUAUUUUAUUAUAAUAAACAUAUUUUUUUUCAAUAAAUUAUUAUUGAUUUAAA
Cinara cedri is the source of this 4882-nucleotide messenger RNA. The record is from the annotation of a GenBank genome assembly. NCBI's taxonomy places the organism in Eukaryota, Metazoa, Arthropoda, Insecta, Hemiptera, Aphididae.